This is a messenger RNA of Monopterus albus (swamp eel), 2531 nucleotides long. RefSeq names its product phospholipid phosphatase 3-like. Gene Ontology annotation, molecular function: phosphatidate phosphatase activity. Lineage: Eukaryota; Metazoa; Chordata; Actinopteri; Synbranchiformes; Synbranchidae. The transcript is spliced from 6 exons. The record is from RefSeq and is a predicted model, not a curated record. Gene Ontology annotation, cellular component: plasma membrane. Bases 183 to 1124 code for a protein of 313 amino acids. Gene Ontology annotation, biological process: phospholipid metabolic process; cell-cell adhesion; signal transduction.
UUGAAGGGUCCGAAGAAAGUGUCGCUACUCGGAGCGACGGUGCCAGGGUCUGGAAGUUCAGCAGAGUAAGAAUACAGGCGGUACAUCGCUGGGUGUCUGUAGUAAAAGUUAAGGUAGACGGAGCUUUGCGAUAGUGACAAGGUUUUUAUCCCGUUUUGUUUGAAGCACAUAUAAGGUUUUAAAUGCAGCGCUGUUUGAUAUAUGAGAAAACGAGGCCAGCCGAGACGAGGAACGGCGGGAGUUCACUGAACAACAAGACCUGCAAAGACCACGGCAGGAGAAAGCUGCUGGUCGGAGUGGACUUCUUCUGUUUGUUUCUAGCCGGCCUGCCUUUCUUGGUCAUUGAAAGUAGCGCUGUUCAGCCUUACCAUAGAGGGUUUUACUGCGAUGAUGAGUCCAUCAAGUACCCGGCCAAAAAUGGAGACACCAUUAGUGACGGUGUGCUUAGUGCUGCUGGCAUUCUUAUCACCAUCCUCUCUAUCAUCAUUGGGGAGAGCUACAGGAUCUAUUUUCUGAGCGAGGGAUCAAAGUCUUUUGUGGGCAACCCCUAUAUUUCUGCUCUCUAUAAGCAGAUUGGAGUGUUCAUCUUUGGCUGUGCCAUCAGCCAGUCCUUCACUGACAUUGCUAAAGUGUCAGUAGGCCGCAUGCGUCCUCACUUCCUCGAUGUGUGCAAACCUGACUUCUCCGCUAUCAACUGUUCCCUGGGCUACAUCACUGACUACCAGUGUCAGGGCCCAGACAGCAGAGUUCAGGAGGCCAGGAAGUCCUUCUUUUCUGGGCAUGCAUCAUUCUCCAUGUACACCAUGCUAUAUCUGGUGUUUUACCUGCAGUCUCGUUUCACUUGGCACGGAGCCCGCCUGCUGCGCCCUCUGACCCAGUUCACCCUCAUCAUGAUGUCUUUCUACACUGGCUUAUCACGUGUCUCUGAUCACAAACAUCACCCCACUGAUGUGCUGGCCGGUUUUGUACAGGGAGCCCUGGUGGCCUACUGCGUGGCAUUCUUUGUGUCAGAUUUAUUCAAGCCCAAAGGUAGGUGUUCUGCCCUAUCAUCAACUCCAGUGAAGAAAGAUCUUGUGCCUCCAGUGGACGUCAGAGAGCGGAGCAACCACCUCAUCAUGCCAUAGGGAAGACUGCAAAAUGCUUCUAUAUAGCCAUGACCUGUGCCAUUUAAAUCACUACUAACACCCACUGCUCCAUGCUGGAAAAUAAACAAAAAAAUCUGGAUAAUGCAGACAAAUAUGGAAUCUUGAACAUCUGUGAGGAUGAGAAGAAGCAACAACAAUGCAGUCUAGCAAAUGAUGCUUUCUCAGUGGAAAUUUUCAUUUUUCCUCGUGCUCACCAGAUGAUUUAGUGUGGAAAAGAGGGAGAACAUAUUUAUCCUGCAUCUGUUAUGAAGAUUACUGGAGAUUUUCCUCUGCAAAGUCCGUUCUAUGGACAAAAGGAAAUCAGACAAAGAUGAGAAGUGGCAGCUGUAAACAAAGUUAUGUGUGACUUUUAUGCCUUUUUCCCUCAGCUGCAUCCAGCUUGGGAGCUGUGCUAAUAUUCCUACCAUUCAUACAGAUAUGACAAAAAACUAAUUCCUUGAUGUCAAGAAGGAUAUUGUUUUAGUUUGCUGUUAUUAUAAACAUCAGCAUUGUAUGUGUGAUAUUAUAGCACUAUUUUGGCUAAUCUCUGUACUGUUUUCACCACUUGACAUGAAUGACAUGAAGUGAAGCGUGUGGAAAGCUUUGUACAGUAAGCUUUUAUUAUGUUCAUAAUGUAGCAUUUCUCAGAAGCUGCACAUAAUUUACAGUAGGUGGAAAAUGCAGUGAGGGUGUAUGUGUUGGAUGUGGGCCUCUUUCUGCUGGCUAGGAUGAGCCCCCACUGAGCCAUUUAAUGAAAUGACUGUCUGUUAUAUGUAACAGAUGGGUGCUCACAAGUAUUAGGCCAGAGUAAGUGUCAGAGCGUGUGUCGGAUGUGUCCCUUGAGUAUGUUCGUCUGUGUGUUUGGGUGAGGCUGUGUGUGUCUUAAUCUCAUGCCUAUAUAUUAGUGUAUAUAACCUACAAGCGUGCCGCUCUCCAGCCAGAGAAUUGGCACCUGCUCCAACAGAUGUGUAACUUGAGACGAGAACACUGUGUGGGGGAAAGCAUCAUAUAUUGUACAUGUACUUAACUGUUACUACUCAUAGUGAUGAUUCACAUCACUGAGGAAUCCUGUGAUAAACGGUAUGCUACACGGACAUUUAUAUUCUUAAAACCAACACAGGGACUAGAACGGUAGCUACAUAUAGUAGCUUUUCAGUACCAAGCACAAUUUAGUAACAGUAUUUAUUAUUUUGGCACAUUGUAACUGCUUAAUAUUUCUUAAAGUCUACAGGCUCUGCAUUAUAAUACAUUAUUAUAAUGGAAUUAUAAAACCAAUAAUAAUGGUAAUAGGUUUGCAUGAUAUUAAUGUAGCCUAAAUUUUUUUUUAUUAGCAAAAACCACUGAUUAAAGGCAGUUUUAAGUCUCUGUGUUUGAUUGGUUGUUUGAACUAAUCUGUUCUGUCUUGUA